UUCCAUCUUACCAGAUUUAAAUUGAUGGUUUAUAAUCCGGAAAGACCCCUAAUCUGGAAUCGCCGAAGUCCCGAUGGGUCCCGGAUUAAAGACUUUGUACUGUAUACAGUUUAUGUUUUACUGUAAUGUUUUGCUGUACUCUCUCAGGCAUACUUCCCAAAGAAAAACCUUCUGAAAUCAAGACCGUUCGCAUUGUAAAACGGCAGUCAGAGAGACGCAAUCGUGAGCGAGAUAAGAAGAGGGUUACAUAUGAUGAUCAGUCUUCUGUAUGGGUUGUGGAGGAACCUGAUAUUUCUUCUGAUGAUCCAUUGGAUGCUGAAGAAGGAAAUAAUAAAUCUACACCUCUGAGCCACAGACCAUCGUCAAUAUAUCUUUUCUCUUCAAAUACCAGUCGUCAGACAAACACACAAUCUGCUCAUGAGCGUUUGUUUGGUUCUUCUUCUAAGAAAGAAACAUCAUCAACAGAAAAUCAAGAUCAUGUUAGUUCUUCAAGGCGAUCAAAGAGAAGGCAUUACACUGUCAGUGGUUAUCAGUAUAUGCUUGAUCCACAGUUCAUGCAGUACUUUAAGGACAGACCUCGUUCAAGAGAUGAUGUUGACAUGGAACGGUGUCUUCGUACUGCUAACACACCUGAUAUUGUACGUAGCACCAUCAAGAAAAAAGAAGUUUUUGAUGAUAAAAUUAUUGAAAGAGAGCUGGGACUGCCACAAAAAAUUGAAAUUCCUGAGCGCUAUGUUGAGGUGGAGUCUGAAGAAUUGUCAGCUUCUGAAAAGUUACGCAGGAGUCUGAAAGCUGAAAAUAUUUGUAAAAUGCUAUCUGAGACUACGACUACGUAUGAAGAUGUUGUUGAGGAGAGGAGUAAAUCCCCAGAAGCUUUGCACAAAAAACUAAGUGAGGAAAAACGAAAAAGGGCUCACUUACUAUCUUUGAACCGUGCACUUGCUCGUGAAGUGGUUGAGAGGAGUAAGGCUGUUGCAGUUCUAGCUACUUUGGAGCACAUGAUGAAGAAACCACUCACUCCUGUUGAAGAAGAUCUUAGUCCAGUUACACCAUUACCAAUAACGCAACAAAGAUACAAUUUUCUCACCUGAAGUGCUUUUGUAUGCCCUAGGUAAAAAAAAACCUAGUCUUGCCAUUUUUGCUCUAAUCCCAGUGAUUUUUUUUUUUAAUUAUUAUUAUUGUUUUUGUUUUUCUGUAGAAGACAUUGAGCUUUAUUCAGAAAAUGAUUCUUGCAAUAAAUGAUGAUUACAUAUAGCUGAAAAAUUGUUUAUGUAAUAGUUAUAUAUUUUUUAUUAUGGUGGCAAUAAGAACUUAUUAUAAUGGUUUGAUAGAAACAUAUCUUUUUCAUGAUGUCUUUGUGUUUAAUUUGUAUCUGAAGGGUUUUUCUGCUUUUUCAUCAUCAAUAUUUUUCCAUUUUUGGGAAAAUCUUAACUGUUUUUAUUAUUUUUUUAAUUAUAUAAUUAUUUGCUGUAGAUGCUUUUUCUGUUUUUGGCAGCUUUCCCCCCCCUUCCAAAUGUGUUAUACUUUUGUAGAAUUUGAUUUGCCAUAUUUUUCUUACAUUGCAAAUAAUGUAUGAUGUUUUUCUAUAUAUGUUUUUUAAAAGAUAUUCCUGUUUGCAAUAUGAAUGUUUUCCUGAAAAUUAGCUUUUUGGGAAGGUUUUUAAGGCUAUAUGAUAGUACAAAUUACUUAUUAUUUCAUUAAACUGUAUUAUUAUCUUUGAUAGUCAUUCCUCAACUAUUCUGUAAAUGUAUUAUGUAUUUUCUAGUAUUUCAUAUCUUAAAUAUUGAAAAGAUUCUUGCAGAGACUGUGCAGACUGUUGGUAUUUGAAGUUUGAUUUGAACAUUAUCAAUUUUAAUUCCUUUACAAUGGAAGGUUGCUAUAUUUUUGUAUUUACAUGUUGAUAUACAGAUGAUGUUGAAGUGUUAAAUUGUACUUAUAAUAAUAAUCAAAAGUGUUAGGUUUUUAGAGAAAUCUUCCUAUGUUAUUUGUUGAUAAAGUUAUGAGCAUUAUGUGAAGUUUGAAGAAUAAUGUGUACUUAUACUGUAAGGUGUUUGUUUAAUCCCUGAGAUAAAAAUGUAUGAAACUUUUAAUAGAAUUUACUUGCAAAUAGUGAAAAUUUGAAAUGGCAUACUUUUUUUAUUGUUUAUAUUUUAAUCAAACACAAAAUUGCAGGAAAUAUUGUAUUUUCAUUAUAUCCUUUACUCUGAAACAUUGUGAAUAGAAAUAACUUUCAAGGAAAAAAACUUGUCUACACUUCAUAUGGUAUAAAGUGAAUUGCUAGAUAGUGGUACUUCCAAGUUUUAUCACUUCCAUGAAGUUUUUCUAUGGUACUAUAAUUUUAAGGUAUAAAAUCACUGUUAUUCUGAAGAUGGAUUCUUUAACUUAUAACUUGAAAUCUUAGGAUAUGUCAUCUUUACAUCAUUCCAGUUUUUCUUCAGCUUAAUUUAGAAACCUAUAAAUUAUGCUUUCUUAGACUGCUACACAGAGUAUUUGCCUUGUUCUGUAGAUUUAUUUUCAACAAAUAAGGAACCUAAUAGGCUGUUCAGACACGUAGAAGCUAGUCAUGUAUUGAUGCAACUCAUUGUUCCACUAUUCUAGAAUGAAAAUGGGUGGAUAUGAUUAUUUUAUGGUAAUUAAAAUGCAAGUAUCUUUUUUUCUUAUCAUUUUUAUAUACAUUAUUUUUUGUCCCAUUCAUAAAUAUCUUUUUACAAAUCUCUUUUAUACUUGUUAAGCUUUUAGCCUUUAUUUGUGUCAGUUCGUAUAAUAUUUCCUUUUAAAUAUAUAAUAUGAAAGCUAUGAGAAGCAGUAACCAACUACAUUUACUAUUGCACAAUUAUAUUUUGCUAUUGAACGUGCUGUUUUCUGCUUCUACAUUAUGUGCCAAUGUAAUUUAAGAAUUGGGAUAAAUAAAUUUUUUUUUAAAAGAAUUCUACUUUUUUUUGUUAACAAGUAUAUUAAUUUCACAAAUAUAUAUAUAUAUAUAUAUAUAUAUAUAU
Messenger RNA from Stegodyphus dumicola, 2996 nucleotides. RefSeq lists its product as uncharacterized. Lineage: Eukaryota; Metazoa; Arthropoda; Arachnida; Araneae; Eresidae. The record is from RefSeq and is a predicted model, not a curated record.